UGCAGGAUACUAUCCUCCCAACACUACACCACAUUACUGAGAAGUACUCGGGCAAACCGACGAAGACGUUCGACCGCCUGUACACUCACGACUCAGUACGUUUCGACGAAGGCGACGUAGUGAUGGUGCGGUAUGAGGGAAGAACGACUAAGGCGAUGAGGCCGCUGUUUGGCCCAUAUGUGGUCAAGUCUAGAAUCGGUCAGCGCUACGAAUUGGCAAAUAAAGACGGUUCCGCCCCUCCAGAAUUCAAAGACAGACCGGUACGCGUUGAUCUCCUCCGGUUAGUGCAUCGACGCACUGACCCGCCACUUAACGACGAGUUGUGGACGAAGGCGGAGUCGAGUUCCGCCAUAUUAUCACACACCGUACGAAUGAUAAUACUGGGAAGAUGGAAUACUUGGUGCGAUGGCGCGAAGGGGAUCUACGUGGGAAACAGCGGAGGCAUCUGA
Molecule: messenger RNA, 449 nt
Organism: Sphaeroforma arctica JP610
Lineage: Eukaryota; Ichthyosporea; Ichthyophonida
Exons: 1
Source: RefSeq, a predicted model, not a curated record